AUGCGGCAUGUUUACGACGUACGUUUGCAUGGCAAAGAUCUCGCGAAGCUAAUGGAACUCUUCAAAUUUCUUGGAGACAAGUGGACAGCGUUCAUGGGAUUUGCAAGGACGACGUUAAAGUUGCACACGCUGCUUGUUCACUGCCCAAGGGAAUUACUGCAGUAUGGCACGCCUGCUGAUUUCACCGCCUUCCACUUCGAAUCCUUCAACAGAAAACUGAAAGUUCGUCAACAGUGCAGCCGUGGUGUCGUCGGCCUAUUUGUCCUGCUUCAUGAACUGCUGCAGCGGAAUAUUGACGCAUCACAGCGGUCUGCACAGUCACGGGCAUUCCUCGAGCAUUUGGGUGUCUGUGACUCGCAGUAUUCAAGUAAAUAUGUUGUACUUCGAAACGGUGGCCGACUGUUAAAUAUGGACGGGAAUGAAAACGGUAUUGAAGCACAGGGACUGCAAAACAAAACUACCUAUCAACGAUACGAAUACCACGGUCGCACUUAUGCUUCGCGG
Molecule: messenger RNA, 504 nt
Organism: Gongylonema pulchrum
Lineage: Eukaryota; Metazoa; Nematoda; Chromadorea; Rhabditida; Gongylonematidae
Source: the annotation of a GenBank genome assembly